GACGCUGAGCAACAGCGCGUCGGAUAAAAAGUUGUGCUGAUCCGUUUGAUGGAAUCAAAACAGAGGCUCAGAGAAAGGAACACUCGUUUAAAUGAUUAUUCUGCUACUGUAUAACCAAAAAAUUGGAAUUGUUGGACGGGGAGACAUUGUAACUAACGCGGGAGGCUUAACUUAAUAUGAAACUAAAAGCAUUUUUUCCUUCAAUUAUCUAGCCGAGAUGUCAAUGACUAUUGUUUGCUGGUGCGGGCCAUCGCUCCGCCCCUCAUGUUUGUCGUAAACCUGGCGCCUGGCUACAAUAAACCCAAGAUGAGAGUGGCCAGGGCUCGCCUCCUCCUCGAAGGCGAUCAAUCGGAUCUCAGGCAACUACUGCAAGCGUUCUCUUACGUCGACGCGCGCGAGAACGACGCGGCCGAGCGGCUCCACCACGCGCAUCCCCGCCUCGCUUUUCUGAACCAUGUCGCUGAGCCCAAAGCACACGACACCGUUCUCAGUGACAGACAUUCUCAGCCCCAUAGAAGAGACGUACAAGAAGUUUAGUGGUAUGGAGGGCUCUGGGAACCUGGCAUCUCCGUUGGGAGCCUACCGGCAACCUCAGGUGUCCCAGACUGGCAUGCAGCAACACUCGAUGGGCCACAACGCCACGGUGGCCAGUACUUACCACAUGCCCCACACCGUCUCCCAGUUCUCCCACAGCGCAAUGAGCGGCUACUGCAACGGAAGCAUUGCCAACAUGGGCGAUCUGCCCUCUUACCAAGACACUAUGAGAAGCAGUGCGGCGGCAACAGGGUGGUACGGCGCCAACCCCGACCCAAGAUAUUCAACAAUUUCUAGAUUCAUGGGACCUUCCACAGGUAUGAACAUGAGCGGAAUGGGAACGCUGAGCGGGAUGGCGGACGCCACCAAAGCCAUGACCCCGCUGCACGCAGCGCCCAGGCGGAAGCGACGUGUCCUUUUCUCUCAAGCCCAAGUCUACGAGCUCGAGCGAAGGUUUAAACAACAGAAGUACCUUUCAGCACCCGAACGGGAGCACCUGGCCAGCAUGAUCCACCUGACUCCCACUCAAGUGAAAAUCUGGUUUCAGAACCACCGCUACAAGAUGAAACGGCAGGCCAAGGACAAGGCGGCGCAGCAGAUGCAGCAAGAGAGCAACAUGUGCCAACAGCAGCAGUCGCCCAGGCGGGUGGCUGUACCCGUGCUAGUCAAGGACGGAAAGCCGUGCCAGAACGGCUCCAACACUCCGACACCCAGCCAACAGCAACUGCAGCAGCAGCAACAUCAGCAACAGCAGAAUAGCUCUGGGGUCGUGCUUCCUGCCACAAGUAACUCUAUAAAUCAACACCAGAGUCAGCAGGUGGGAGCCUUAGUACAGGCCCAAGACCUAGAGGAAAUGUCACCCAGUCCUCCAUCUCUCCACUCUUCACUAAACAGCAUGGGACAGAUAGACACGUCUGUAGAUUACACUAGCAACAUGGUCACAUCAAACCUGCUUUAUGGCAGGACGUGGUAGGACUGAUUCAUCAUCAUUUUAUCCUUUUUUAUAUAUAUACAAACUCUAACUCUGAAGUGAAAACGAGGCCAAAAUAGACAUCGGUGUGGGAAAGUGGAGUGUGUACGGAUAAAACAAGGCUUUGGGUCAAGCCACCUUUUCUUUAUCCAGGGCAUAUUUUUUUCCACAUUAAACACUUCUGCCAUUGAAGGACAAGAUGUCAUUUAUAGCCUUACUCUGUGUGUUUUGGACUCCCCUUUAUUAUCGUAGUAGAAGGUACCCGUUGUUGAACAAGGUCGCCGCUCUCAGCAGUGGUACACAAACAGAAAACGGGAUGCCUGGGUGUCAGGUACAAACUUUUGAUCUAUAGAAGAUCUUCGAGUGACUUGAUCUUACAACGAACCUCCCGCGAUGAACAAUUGAAUUUAUUCUGAUAUGACUAUUGUAAGCUAAUGUAUCCUUUUAGAUUAAUGAAAAGUAGGGAUUGUAUAUUUGGCUAACACUUAAUUUUCUGUUUACCUGUAAUAUAAAUGACAAUUUUUUGGUGGUUUAUUUUAUUUCCUUUUUUGUAAGUUAAGACAAACACAUACACUAUGGCUGCUGUAUAUGUUUCACACCAAUUGAACGUUGACAAUAAAUCGAUUGAAGUACAAGUCAUUCUCCGGGAAUUAAUUUGGAGUGAGUUGCAUUUAGGCCCGUGGUACCACUGAGCAUCAAUAGAACGGAAAAU
Messenger RNA from Tachysurus fulvidraco (yellow catfish), 2216 nucleotides. It is a transcript of the gene nkx2.4a, whose product is annotated as NK2 homeobox 4a. The record is from RefSeq and is a predicted model, not a curated record. Gene Ontology annotation, molecular function: RNA polymerase II cis-regulatory region sequence-specific DNA binding; DNA-binding transcription factor activity, RNA polymerase II-specific. Gene Ontology annotation, biological process: regulation of transcription by RNA polymerase II; cell differentiation. Gene Ontology annotation, cellular component: nucleus. Lineage: Eukaryota; Metazoa; Chordata; Actinopteri; Siluriformes; Bagridae. The coding region runs from base 455 to 1507 and encodes 350 amino acids. The transcript is spliced from 2 exons.